Baudoinia panamericana UAMH 10762 is the source of this 1021-nucleotide messenger RNA. RefSeq lists its product as uncharacterized. The transcript has 2 exons. Lineage: Eukaryota; Fungi; Ascomycota; Dothideomycetes; Mycosphaerellales; Teratosphaeriaceae. The coding region runs from base 230 to 889 and encodes 219 amino acids. Gene Ontology annotation, cellular component: cytoplasm; nucleus. Gene Ontology annotation, molecular function: protein binding. The record is from RefSeq and is a predicted model, not a curated record.
CCUUGCUUGAUGCGACGGAGAUUGUGCGAUGAGACAUGACUAAUCAGAGCUAUGAGUUCACUAUCUGGACUCCUUUAUACCAUGAGACUGGAGAGGACACAGAUGAUGCUAUUGCAGUUGAUCGCGACAAUGUCUGGACGCCUUUGCAGCUUGCCGCAGCGGACGGCAAGUGCGAUCUCGUCCGAGACCUUCUCUGUGCUGGCGCUGACCCCAACGAAACCCCGAACGGAUGCUCUUGUCAGCCGGAGCUGUUGUCGACGCACCCGGUGGCAACAACGGGGGGCGUACGGCUCUAACACUUGCGUGUGGCACAGGAAGGUCCGAAAUGGCGGAGCACUUGAUAAGUGCCGGAGCUGAUGUGAACAUCUUCCCCGCUAGAUACAUGGGAAGGACUCCGUUGCAGGCAGCGGCCGAGAAUGGGCAUCUUCUAGUUGCGAUGCUUCUCGUGCAACACGGCGCCAAGGUCAACGCUCCUAUCGCGCACUAUUCUGGUCGUUCAGCUCUUGCCGCAGCUGCUGGAGCGUUGUAUCCGCGCCUCGAUAUGGUUCAGUUCUUGUUGGCGCAACAUGCAGCCGUGAAUGCACCAAUCUCGAGGUACUCAGGUCGUACGGCUUUGCAAGCAGCUGCUUGGAGAGGCCAUGACGGUAUAGUAGAGCGGCUCUUGGAUGCUGGUGCCGAGGUAAAUGCAAGAGGCAGCUACUAUGGUGGCUGCACCGCUUUGCUUGCUGCCGCUGAGAACGGCCAUACGUCUGUUGUGAGGACUCUUCUUGCAGCAGGGGCAGACCGACUCCAGCUAUCUGGAAAGAACAACUUGACGGCUUUCCAGGUUGCAAGCAGGAAGGGCCACACGGACGUAGCGCAGACGCUACUCCAACCAGGAAGUGAGUGAGCCAUUGCCGACAGCCAUUCAGUCACGCAUAUUUGUGGGGACAGCUUCGUUUACUCAUCGUCAUCGUAUCCGCUAAGGCGCAGCCACUUUUUAUACGAGGGUUGGCCUUCUGGAGCCUGAGCCCAACGCCAA